Mesorhabditis spiculigera is the source of this 2433-nucleotide messenger RNA. Lineage: Eukaryota; Metazoa; Nematoda; Chromadorea; Rhabditida; Rhabditidae. The record is from the annotation of a GenBank genome assembly.
AUGUUCGGCCACCGACCCGUCCGCAGCCUCUUCGUGGUCUGGCUGCUCUGCGGCUCGUUCCAGCCCGUCUCCGUGUCCCCGUCGGCUGCCGGCUCUCCGGUUGAUUCUCCACCAGACACGUCGCCUGCUCAACGUACGUCCAAGGGUUCCAAUGCACCCAGCAAGGACAUCGCCAGCCAGGCUGAAGACUUCUCCGCGAACCGUUCGCUGCGUGUCAAGCGCGAGUGCCUGGGCGAAGAACCGUUUGCCUGCUUGGCCAAGAGCCUAAUCGAUGGACAGAGCAAGAAAAGCAACGUCCCGGACACAGGGUGCGAGAAUUGCCCUCUGCGGCCUUGCCCACUGAGCGCUUUUGACGACAAAAGUAGAAUAUUGCCAAACCCGGAUCCACAGUUGCGCGCCUUGGCCCAGUGCACUCCGAAAGCAAGUACCUGCGGGUACACCAAAUCGAGCCAUUGCCUGAAGCCCGUCUCGUUCGUGACAGAUGGACAAGAGCAUUCGGAGCUGUUCCCGUUCAACCUGUGCACGCGCAAGAUGCUCGUCGACGGUACCUGCCCCAAACAUCUAUUGAGCACCCGCCCGUACGACGCCACGAAGCUGAACAUUUCGCUUCGCUACCACGUGCAGUGCGAUGUCGGCUUCAUGGUUCCACCGAUCGCUGCCGACAUCGGAUGCGUGCCCAGUCUGCAUCAAGCCGCUGGACUCGGCCCGGAAGAUCCACCAAUAUUUCCAGAUGACUUCAAGGAUUUCAACAACAUCAAGUUUUGCGCUGCUGGGAUGCCGCUGCCUGACCCGCUCGACUGUGUGCCGCGUCCGCUGAAGGGCUUCCCCUUGGCCGCCGGGCUGCCAGAUAGCGUCAAAAACGCUGCUCCUGACACCCCGUGCCUCUACGACGCUCGGGGAGCCAAGAAGGGCGAGGGGUUGGGCCCGUACGCCUCGCUGCCAUCUCCAUACGUGAACCUGUUCCGCCAAUGGACGCCGCAUGAAGAGCCGCAUCGCAUCUUCCCUCGCUGCAUCGACGUCAGCCGCAUUGUUGGCUUGACGGACAAGCAUAUCGAGGAGGUGCAGGCCGACUAUUUCCUGAACUGCGCCACCAAUCCCUACUACCAGAAGGCCGUCAAGGCGGGCAACCAGGCGCAAAUGGCCGCGCUGAAAAUGGAGCCGAGCAGAUGCGCCAAGCUGGUGGACAGUGAGAGUCUUUUCUGCCGCUGGCUCGAUUUCCCCAAAACGCCGACUGGCGCGUCAGCUGCCGAGAAGCAAGAAACCUCGCCCGGCCUGGCCGUUCUCUUGAGCUGGCCGUGCUUGCUCGUUUACAACGUCAUCCUGUACGGUUGCUUGAUCGGCGGCCGUUUUUACCUGCGGCGGCGAUUCCUGAAGGAAUGGAAUGCGAUCCCUGUCCCAGAUCUGGACUGGAAGACGAUCAUCGAGCCGGAGCGGGAAGAGGCGCCCGAGGAGUUGAAGACUGUCGUGGCCAAGUUUGUUGAGGACGUGUGUCAGACCGGACCGGAGGAAUUAUGGGACCAAUGGACUCGGGCGUCCAACUGGACGCCCGAACCCCGACCGUCAACGGAGGCAUUUAACAACCAUAUGGAGAAGAACCGCUUUGCGUUAUUCCCUUGCGCGGAUCACAAUCGCUUCAAGUUGGCGAACUAUGAUGAAGCAGACGAAAAAGGAUCCGACUACAUCAACGCAUCCAUGUUCAAACUGAAAGGAUGCGAGGCCCACUGGAUCCCCACGCAGGCGCCGAUGCCCAACACGCGCGAUGAUUUUUGGCGCAUGAUGUUUUCGAUGACUAGACCGGACUUCGUCGCCCAGAACUGCGACGCGAAGAUCUACUGCUUGAACAACAUCGACCCCGUGCCAAAUGGCGCGAAUUUCUGGCCGUGCGAGUUCGGAGAGGGUGCCGUGUGGCGCGAGAAGUGGUACUGCGCCUUCGGCAAGUGGAGCCCCUACUUGACUACUGUGAUCCAUGAGCGCGAUGUCGCCACGUACUAUUGUCAAGUCGAGCGGAAUAUUGGCGCACCGGCCUGCGAACUCCAGAAGCCUGCCAUCUACUACCCGGCCAGCGGUAAAGAUUUCCGCAGCAAAGUCCGGGCGAUUGCGCGCCUCGUCAAUUUUGAGGACCCUGUUGUGCCGGUCUACGUGGUGGUGUGUUCGUCGGGUGCCGCCUGGUCGGCCGUCUUCAUCAUGGUGUUCGUCAUCAUCGACCGUCUGACCGCUGGCACUGAAGUCUCGGUGACCGAGUUGUGGCACGAGCUGCGCACGGCGCGCCCGUAUGCCAUCACCGACGCCAAGCAGUGGCUGGCCGUCCACAUGGCCGUUUUUGAGUACAUCAAGGUGCACCUGCCGGAGCACAAUGACGCCAUCGAACGGUUCCUCGACGCCGCCGAGAAGGUUGCGGCCGCCAACGGGAAGGUUGCGGCCGCCAAGGGGAAA